AUGCGCUUUCUUGACCUCCAGGAGGAUGUGCUCCUCCUUACCUGUUCCCUUCUCUCCGUUGGCGAUAUCCUGCUUCUUCGACAGGUCUGCUCUACAAUGGAUCGUUUAAUGCGGUUGAAGUCAGUUUGGCUCACCCAGCUUGCCUGGCUUUUACGCCAGGGCAUUCGAAUACCAGCAUAUAUUGAGGAUCACCUAGCCUUGAGCUCACCCGAGUUGGAAUUGCUUGUGCGGCGGCUCUCGUACGCCUCGCAAAAAUGGACGCAGACAGAAAAUCGAUCGCCGUUUCGGACGUGGUCUAUCAACCUGCCUCAAUCGAUCACCUGGCUUCAUCUGGCUCAAGGAAGAUGGCUGUUUGUUGCCUCCUCGGACGAUAAAGUCAGCAAACUCAGCUGCUGGGAUAUUUUUCGCAUAUUCAAAGGAAACACGGAACCCAUUGCCCAGGGCUACUUACCAGAUGUGGUCAAGACCGGAAAAGCUGAAGUUCAAGAUCGUGAGAUUGUGCUAGCUCUUGGUCUAGGCUCACAGUCCAACUCCACGCGCAUCAUUACGCUGCGCAAUGUACGCAAAGAGUACUCUCUCCUCGAAAUCGCUUGUAUUCCGCAUUCAACACACGUUCUGAUGCUAUCGGGCUCAUUCGUUGGUUGCGCCAUUCGUCAACAGAGCAAUGUUCCGCAUUUAAUCAACUGGAGAGAAUCCCGAAUAGUCGAAAUCCUGCCUCCUCCCGGCGGCCUCGAAGCUCACGGUCGUAGAAACGUGCCGCUGGCCAUGACGCUAUGGGAUGACAAGCUCGUCAUCAUUCGCAGCCUGGCUCUCGAACUCUACGACUUCCCGUCUGCUGCUACUGAGGCUUCAGUCGCUUAUCGUGGGAGUAUCAAGCCACCCACGAUCUGGGAAGUUCAAGUGCUUCCUCUUGAUUUGGCUGAUUCGCCCUUGCGCCUUGUUAUCCUCUCUCCAGUUGGCCUGGAACUCAUCGCCUUAGAUCCCCUUCGGAUUCAUGAGCUCUACGAAAGCGAUGAAACCUGCCCAACUACCUGCAUCGUACGAGACCUACCAGACUGGUUAUUCGAUUACCCUUGGUACCGACUUUGCGUCACUCCCGAUGGAACACGAGCAACCUGGCUUGAAGCUGCCCAUCUUGGAGAAGAAGACUACCAUCAUCCUCGCUUUCUGUCCGUUCUGUUACCUGUAGAACCGGAGCAAGUCAAUCAAAACAACACACCGCAAGUAUGGGAAAUUGACCCACAGAGCGACCCUGCCAUCUGGGCUCGACCGCAAAUCAAAGUUGACGAAACUCUGGGUCUCACCGUAGUUGGAAACUGCUUUGGAGAGCUUGGAAUAUAUGACUUUGCUCAUGGAACUGCAUUUCCGAGCAAUGACCUCAACCGUGUGGAUGACUCGGUUAAUGGUCAUUCACUAUCAGAAAGUCCGAUUCAAUUGUCUCAUCGACGAGGACCAAGGUCGAGAAUGACGCAAGCCGAAUUCCGAGAUGCAACUGCUCAUUGGUCGCAAGAUGGAAUAGUUGAUUGGAUUUGGGUUAAUGACUGGUACGAAGAUCGUGACUGGGCGCGUGUGUUUCGUUGGGGCGAAGAUCCCGGCCGCUUCGGUUGGUCGAUAGACCACGAAUAUGGCUUCCCCGGGGAGGUCCUACUACAAGCCUACACCCCACGCGAAUACGCAGGGGACACUCCGUGUAUUCUUUUCCGAGUUGGCAACCGCUAUCUUGUCGAGGAUGGGGACGGGUUUAUUCGUUCGUGGCCAAAUAACGUCGAUCACGGGUUCAUCGUCGAGGCCUCCGACAUUGAAGACCCAAUGCAUCCCACGAUUGAAACAGAAAAUAGCGUAUUCUGGAAAUCAUUUCGAAUGGAUUGGAAAACCCGCACUCCUCGGCGUAAUCGAUGGGUUGAGCAGCAGGAAAGAGGCGGUUGUACCGACUUGAACUUGCAUUGGCAAGAGGACGCGGUUGCGACAAAUGAUGCUACAGAGGAAUGA
Messenger RNA from Mycena indigotica, 1989 nucleotides. Its product is annotated as F-box domain-containing protein. The record is from RefSeq and is a predicted model, not a curated record. NCBI's taxonomy places the organism in Eukaryota, Fungi, Basidiomycota, Agaricomycetes, Agaricales, Mycenaceae. The coding region runs from base 1 to 1989 and encodes 662 amino acids. The transcript is spliced from 5 exons.